Oryzias melastigma (Indian medaka) is the source of this 616-nucleotide messenger RNA. It is a transcript of the gene crip1, whose product is annotated as cysteine-rich protein 1. The record is from RefSeq and is a predicted model, not a curated record. The transcript has 5 exons. Bases 120 to 353 code for a protein of 77 amino acids. NCBI's taxonomy places the organism in Eukaryota, Metazoa, Chordata, Actinopteri, Beloniformes, Adrianichthyidae. Gene Ontology annotation, molecular function: zinc ion binding. Gene Ontology annotation, biological process: regulation of gene expression; intrinsic apoptotic signaling pathway in response to DNA damage.
AUAAAUGCAGCGCGAGCGCACAUCUGCUCACUCGUGAGGCGUGGUCAGUCACAGCGGACAGGUGCGCACGAAGCUCCCCUCUCACCUCUGCAGGAACACACACACACAAACGCCGCAAAAUGCCGAAGUGCCCUCGUUGCGCUAAGGAGGUUUAUUUUGCCGAGAGGGUGAGUUCCUUGGGAAAGGAUUGGCACAGACCCUGCCUAAAAUGCGAAAAGUGCUCCAAGACCCUGUCAGCUGGCUCACACGCAGAGCAUGAAGGUAAACCUUAUUGCAAUAAUCCCUGCUAUGCCGCUUUGUUCGGACCUAAAGGAUUUGGACGUGGUGGCGCUGAAAGCCACACCUAUAAAUAGAAAGCGAAGAUGUUGCCGGGAAACCAAAGGAGGAGGAGGCGGCCGGCGUCACACCUGAAACCUGCAAACAAGAGCUCUUAUUUUAUCACUUUGGACUCUGUUUUAUGAUUUUUAUAUUCAUGUAAUUCGACCAUUUGGCCAUCGUUCUCUAGUCUGAUGUAGUCAAAUUAAACACUUAAAAAAAAAAGUUGUCAAUUUUUGUUGCUGUCUUUGCAAAGUUUCUGCAUAAUGUGUUUAAUAAAACUUAAUGUUGCACAAAUUAA